Molecule: messenger RNA, 666 nt
Organism: Paraglomus occultum
Lineage: Eukaryota; Fungi; Glomeromycota; Glomeromycetes; Paraglomerales; Paraglomeraceae
Source: the annotation of a GenBank genome assembly
AUGGGAAUAUCAACGACAACAGAAAAUGAUAAAAAACCACUCACGUCAACUCACCUUUCCGACUAUGGCACAUUCAUACCAGACAACGAUAACAAAGGGCAAAAGUCCAAAGACUGUGAUAAUAAAAAGUCCACUCAUAAUAACGCCGACUCGUGCUCGUCUACAGAUUUAGAAGACCAAGAGACAAGUUCUCUAGCAUGUCGUCAGAGGAACGGUAUAUGUGGUACAUCGCUCAUAUUACGAAACGAAGUCAGCGUUGCCAGAGACAUGUUAUCCCUCGAACGUACGUUUUUAUCCUACCUCCGCUUAAGCAUGUCCAUAAUGUUGACAGGAGCGUCACUAACAUUUCAGUCUCCGAUUCCCGUAAUAUCGGUUCCUCCCGAAACAUACGCUCUUGAUUCAUUAUCACCUGAGUCUUCCAUGAAACCUCUAUCGAUAUCUCUCAUUCUAAUUGGGAUGAUUCUCCUUGUCUGGGCCGUGGCGCAAUAUUUCCGAUUUACAGCCAAAAUAGCAAAUAGAGUGCUUGUCGUUGAGAACACUUGGACAAACUUCUUGGUUGUCUUUAUAAUAGGGGGUGUCAUCGGAUGGCUAUGUAUGCAGGAUGCGAUGCAUGACGACGAUGUAGCAGAGUUGAAAAGUUGCUGGUUUUGUGGUUUAUUGAAAUGA